GCCAGAGAAGAAGAAAUACAGGAAGUGAAGUGAUUUCGCGGGAAUUUUCGCUGUCACGGACUGGAUGUAUUACCUGUAAAGUGUCUCAACAGCUGAUUUAAAACCGAUAAAACGGAAUCAGGACCUUUCUGUUUUCAAAGGUACAGUCUUUAUAGUGUCUUUGUUAGUUUAGCAGCUCAUAAAUCUCCGUGUUUUCAGUAAAUAUUUGGCGCUCUCGCUGAAAACUACAACAGCUAUCAUGCUAGCUUGUUUACAAACUCUCGCGGUACAUUUUCAUUUUAAACGUAUAAAACUGUAAACUUAUCUCCUGUUUUCUGUCUUUUCUUCUACUUUAGCACAGUCAUGUUCUCCGAACUGAGCUCCCAGAGGCCCGGUUCCUCUCUGCUGUCCCGGCCCGGUUCCUCCGAGGAUCAGGGCCCGCGGUUCGAGAGGAUGUCCCCGGACUACGGAGUCUGUUCGGACCGGUACCGGGUCGGAGAGAGGAACUUCAGCCGGCAGUACGCUCAUAUAUAUGCGGUUCGGUUAAUGCAGAUGAGACCUAUACUGUCCGAGAGAGCCGAGCAGAGGUGGGGUGAGUCCAGAGGAACAAAAACACUACUGAGAUAAAAACAACAGAAUGAAGAUAUAUAUAUAUAUAUAUAUAUAAUUAAUAUAAAUAAACAUAAACAACAUUAACCAGCAGAGGUGGGGUGAGUCCAGAGGAACAAAUACACUACUGAGAUAAAAACAACAGAGUGAAGAUAUAUAUAUAUAUAAUUAAUAUAAAUAAACAUAAACAACAUUAACCAGCAGAGGUGGGGUGAGUCCAGAGGAACAAAAACACUACUGAGAUAAAAACAACAGAAUGAAGAUAUAUAUAUAUAUAUAUAAUUAAAUAUAUAUAAUUAAAUAUAAACUACAUUAACCAGCAGAGGUGGGGUGAGUCCAGAGGAACAAAUACACUACUGAGAUAAAAACAACAGAAUGAAGAUAUAUAUAUAUAUAUAUAUAUAAUUAAAUAUAUAUAAUUAAAUAUAAACGACAUUAACCAGCAGAGGUGGGGUGAGUCCAGAGGGAAAAUAACUACUUUAUUAUAAAUAAUUAAACAUAAAAACAACAUUAUCAGGAGAGGAAAAUCACUACUGAGAUAAAAACAACAAUGAAAAAAUAAACAACAUAAUGAAGAAUUAUAAACAACAUUAACAGGAGAUGAGAAUAACUGAGGAGUCUGAGGACAAUUUCUGUUUCUGCAAAACACUUAAAUUUCAGGUGUGCAGGGAGGUGGGCUCCAAAAAUAUACUGUAGUAAUAAUAAUAAUGAUAAUAGUUAAUAAUAGUUCAUAAUAAUAAUAGUAGUUAAAUCAGACAAGACACAUGAAGUUUACAAAGUGCUUUGAUAAACAGUCGUAAAGCUCAGAACAUCAGCACAUGGAAAUAAAAACAAAAGCUCAGUUAAAAACAAAACCUCUGAAUUAAAGACCAAUUUCAUUUUUCAUAAGAAACUCAGACAAUCCAGGAACCCUACAACAUAAACUGAGACCAUGAGGACCAAAAUAAAUACAUAAAAUAGGUAAGAAGAAGAAAUGUAACAAAAAGAGGGGGGUAGAGAGCAGGAAACAGGAUAGUAAAUAUAAAAGAGGAUAUUAAUAAUGAUAAUCAAAUCAUGAUGGUAAUAGUUAUGAUAAAAUGAAAUGAGCAGAAGAAAACAAUAGAAACAUUAAAAGACCUAAAAGGUAAAAUAAGCUAAGAUUAUAAUUAAAACAAAGAGACAAGAAGUCGAAAUAAGAGAGGUAAAAGAAAAACUAUCCCAGUGACUAUUUCUUUAAUAAGUGCACGGACUGAGUUAUUUAAUGUGUUAAUUUUUUGGUCUGUGUUUAAACAUCAGGAAGGAAAAAUCUAGUUUUACUUCAUUUUGAGGGCAUGUUUUAAUCCCCUCAUUCCCAACACUACAGAUGAAAUAAGUGCUCAAUACUUUAAGGAACAAAUCAGAUGAAAUCAUUUUGACUUUUAUUGGAGAAGAUUCACAGACUGACAGUUUGAGUAACUCUACAUUUGUGAGGGACUGAGAUGGAGACAACGCCACAGGCCUACGCAUGAAGAAUAAUCACACACACACACCUCCAACUUAACGCCUUCCCCUGAUAUUUGUCCUUUCUGUCACCUGUCAGGACCAGACGUUCACAUCAGGAAGCUGUGCGAUCUCCAAACAGGGGAGCAGUGUUGCAUUGUGGGAACCUUGUUCAAGCGUAUGGAGCUGCAGCCGUCUAUCCUCAAAGAGAUCAGUGAAGAGGUCUGCAGAGAUUAUUGAUUCACAGGCUGACCCUCUCUUCAUGAAACCAGCUCACAGCUGAUGGUUGAUGUGUGUUUUUUCUGUCUCCUGCAGCACAACCUGCUCCCUCAGCCUCCACGCUCCAAGUACAUCAGUGAAACAGACGAGCUGAACCUGGAGGACGAGCUCCAGAGGAUCAAACUGGAGGGAAAAAUUGACCGAGACAAGUGUGUGACAGGUAAGACAGAGACAUUACUCUCUGAAGAUCGUCACAAUCAGAUCAAGGAUCAUCGUUUGAGUCUUUUCUCCUCUCUGUUUCCCUUUCUCUUUCAGGGAGUGUUGUUGCUGUUUACGGAGCAGAGAGGAGUGAUGGGAAGUUCACAGUGGAGGACUUCUGCACGGCUGAUCUUCCUCCACAGACACCCAGACCUGCUCUCAGCUCGGACAGGUAAACACUCACAGAGAUCAUCUGUGGAUCCAGACCAGGUCUGAUCAUGUUUCUCUGAGGGGUCGUUGGUUGUUUUGCAGGUUUGUGCUCCUGGCUUCAGGACUUGGCCUCGGCAGUAGUCGCGCUGACAGCAUGCUGGGGCUCCAGCUGCUGAUCGACAUGGUGACGGGUCAACUGGGCGAUCAGGGGGAACAGAGCGGGGCCUCAACCAUCUCCAGAGUCCUGCUGGCUGGAAACCUUCUGAGCCAAAACACCCAGGACAAGGACGCAUCGACCAAGGUAGCUGGUUCAGCGCUGACACACAUCUGCACACGAUGAUCCUUAUCAGAAAGAGCGGACCACAAACCAGCUGAUAUAAAAUCAAUCAAAGUCCCUGUUCUGCUUUCUCUGUUUGUAAAGGCGAAGUACCUCACCAAGAAAACCCAGGCCAGCAGCGUGGAGGCGAUGCGUCUGCUGGACGAGCUGCUGCUUCAGCUUGUGGUGAGUCGUCAUUUUUCAUGUUUUCAUUCUUUGCUGCAGAGUCACCGUAUUUUUAAAGGGACAAUCCGCGCUGGAGUUACAGUCAGAGGUUUUGACUCUACCUUCAAUCUUUCAGUCUUUCUAAUUGUGCUGUCUCUGUCUGAUCGUUUAACUCUGUAGUUUCAGUGUACAAGAACAUCAGUAUGUAGUGGAGACGGACACUCUUCUUCUUCACUGUUAAAAGACCAUAAACUCAGAAGGUCACAGACGUUCUGGAAACCAUUGUGGACCAAAUAAAACCGAUGAUUCAGAUUUGGGUGUCUCUUUGUUUCUUCCUCCUGAUGUUUUCAGGCGUCAGUUUCCGUGGAUGUCAUGCCGGGCCAGUAUGACCCCACCAACUACACCCUUCCCCAGCAGCCCCUCCAUCGCUGCAUGUUCCCUCUGUCUUCAGUGUAUCCGACUCUGCACCUGACCUCCAACCCACACCAAGCUAACAUCGACGGAGUGAGGUAAGAGGUCACAUGAUCGCCUUCGUCAUCUAACUACAAACAAACAAACGUGUUGACAGUCCUCGUUCAUGUUUGUGGUUCCUCAAAGGUUCCUGGGAACAUCAGGUCAGAACGUCAGCGACAUCCAGAGGUACAGCUGCAGAGACAAUCACCUGGAGAUCCUGGAGGAGACGCUGCGACUCCGACACCUGGCCCCCACAGCCCCUGACACUCUCGGUCAGUCAGACCAGACGAUGCAAACCUGAACAGAAACUCUCUGAGCUCUUAUUUUCCAGCUCCUCACAGUUUUCUGUCGGUUUUUCAGGCUGUUACCCGUUUUACCAAAAAGACCCUUUCAUCCUGGAGGAGUGCCCCCAUGUGUACUUUAGUGGAAACGCACCAAGCUUAGAGUCCAAGCUCAUCAAAGGUGAGGUCGCAGAAACUGUUGGAUUUCAGAAGACCGUACUGAGCUGGGAGUAUGUUUUAGUUUUGAAGGUCUCAGUUCUGACUCCUCUCUAAGGUGGAGCCGGAAGAGUCGGAUCUUUGUGAGGGAAAUGAUCUGAAUCACUGCAGAGCUGAAUUUCCCGUCGCUCGCUGUUUUCACGCUGAAGUUAGUAACUUAAAGAUCGCAGUCAUUUUGAAGAAGGUCGUGUUACCUUCGUAGAGUUGCAGUAAUCCGUGAAUCUUAAUUUAAUACAUUUGGAUUAAAUCUGGACCUGGAUUACAGGGACUCUCUCUGUUGCAGCAGGAGGUCGAUUCUUUCAUCAGCGUUUUAACUUUUAAUGUUUUUGGUGAAUUUCAUGUUUGUCAAACUUCUGAGACACCGACUGAAAGUUUGUUUCUUUACUGUAAAAACCGUCACCAUCUCCUGAUCCAGACCCCGUUCAGAAGCACAGUUCUGGUUAUUUUCGGGGUUGUAUUUUGCGGCUCGGCUGAAGGCUUCACUGACUUGGAGCAGUCAGCUGACUCCGGCUUAUGUGCGUUUUGUGGUAGUUUUCUGUGCUCUGUGGUUUGCUUGUUAAUCCUGCAGUAGUUCAUGUUAACGGUCACUGAGGCAGCCUCUUUACUCUGCAUUCAGGGUUUGACUCUAACUUUGUUCACAUGUUCUCCUGAGUUAAAAAAGUAAGGAGCACAAAGAACUUUAGGGGAUCAAUGAAAACUGAUCAAAUAAUGUUUGUCUUAUUGAUCGACCUUAGUACUAUUAUUAGAAAUCAGUUUUAGGUCUUUUGGUCACAUGACAGUGAAGCUAUUGAAGGAAAACAGCCUUUUCUGAGAACAUCAACCGGUAAUUUAUUGACGGUCCCUUAUUCAACACCGACGUUGACAGUGAGGGUGUCGAGUAGAUUUAACCGCGCUGCUGUUGUUAUUCACGGUUAUGGAGAGUGAGAAGACACCGGUAGAUCCUCAGAGAAUGUCCGUCAGAUAUCCAACCUGAAACUAACUUCACCGCCGUAUUUACAGGAAAAUAUAUCCAACCUAAAACUAACUUCACCGCCGUAUUUACAGGAAAAUAUAUCCAACCUGAAACUAACUUCACCGCCGUAUUUACAGGAAAAUAUAUCCAACCUAAAACUAACUUCACCGCCGUAUUAACAGGAAAAUAUAUCCAACCUAAAACUAACUUCACCGCCGUAUUUACAGGAGAAUAUAUCCAACCUGAAACUAACUUCACCGCCGUAUUUACAGGAGAAUAUAUCCAACCUAAAACUAACUUCACUGCAGUAUUUACAGGAAAAUAUAUCCAACCUGAAACUAACUUCACCGCCAUAUUUACAGGAAAAUAUAUCCAACCUAAAACUAACUUCGCUGCAGUAUUUACAGGAAAAUAUAUCCAACCUGAAACUAACUUCACCGCCGUAUUUACAGGAAAAUAUAUCCAACCUGAAACUAACUUCACCGCCGUAUUUACAGGAAAAAAAACCAUUUGUUUCCUCGGCUGAUUUUUUUUUUAAGCGCACGUGACCCUAAAUAUAUUUUACAAUUCGCACACAUCUAUUUUUAGUCAUAAAUGUGAGUGAAGCGGUCGCACUGUCGAGUCCUGACAUUGUCUAAAAUGAUCCUGUUGACACUAAAACCCAUCGUACUCGUGUGACGGUGUGAUUCUUCUCUUCUCAACAGGUCCUGAUGGGCAGGAAGUGCUUCUGGUCACCGUCCCCGAGUUCAGCACCACCCAGACUGUGUGUUUGGUUAAUUUACGUACUCUUGAGUGUGAGCCGGUCAGCUUCUCUGCGUUUUCUGCUGAAGAAGACGAAGAAAGUGAGAUGAACAUCAGCCACUGAGGGAUCAGAUCUGAUGAACCGUCUGACCUUCACCGUGGACCAGGCGAGCGUUCGGUCAGAGAACUCAAACCGAUCCUGGAGAGGAAGAGGUCAUUGGAUCACUUUGACCUGAUGUGCUACAAAAGAGAAGAGGAGGCGUGUGUCUGAACGAGCCUUUAUUAGAAAAAUCACUCUUUUCUUACAGCUGUGUGAGAGGAAACUACAGAACCCUCCUCUGUUACAAACGGACCUUCACUGACUGCUCAUACUGUAAAAAUACGUCUGCCAUCCAUGAAGACAGUGUAAAUAGUUCAACUCUGAAGUUUUGUUUAUGUGCAUCUACAAUAAAACACUUUGAUGAAGA
Messenger RNA from Xyrichtys novacula (pearly razorfish), 6264 nucleotides. NCBI's taxonomy places the organism in Eukaryota, Metazoa, Chordata, Actinopteri, Labriformes, Labridae. The record is from the annotation of a GenBank genome assembly.